Molecule: messenger RNA, 2696 nt
Organism: Chelonus insularis
Lineage: Eukaryota; Metazoa; Arthropoda; Insecta; Hymenoptera; Braconidae
Gene: Ero1L
Product: endoplasmic reticulum oxidoreductin-1-like protein
Exons: 6
Coding region: 755-2152 (465 amino acids)
Biological process (GO): protein folding in endoplasmic reticulum
Cellular component (GO): endoplasmic reticulum; endoplasmic reticulum membrane
Molecular function (GO): FAD binding; protein-disulfide reductase activity; thiol oxidase activity
Source: RefSeq, a predicted model, not a curated record
ACGAUUGUUCCGUUAGUCGGUUAGUACACACUCAGUGUCAAAUCUAAAUACGUUAAAAGUAGAUUUGUUAAGUUAUUGUUUUUUUGAUAAUAAAUAAUUGAAAUUAACAGUUGUUUUGUAAAUAGAAUUCAGUGAUCCACAUGUUUGUCAACGAAAAUGAGGGUGAAAGUAUUUAAGAAUCAAGAAAAAUGAUUUCAUUUAUUGAAAUAAUGAGAAAAUUGAUUUCUCCUACGUGUAAAAAAGUUUGUGAACCACGUAAGCGCUCAACUGAUUAUCUGUAUCUUAUACUAUAAGCGAAUAAUAUUAAUGAAUCGAUGAUAGUGAGAAGUAAAAGUUAACUGUAAGAGAGUAAAAAAAAUUUCUAUAAUGCUUUAUAUUUUUAUUACAAUCAUUGAUUAUUGAUUUAUUGUUGUUACUUGACAAUAAAAAAAUUAAUAAAUUCUUCAAAUACAAUAAUUUCGAUCAAAAUUUGUGUUAAAUAUUUGGAAAAAAUACAAAAUAAUGUCAAGGAAUUGUCAAAAAAAUGAGACGUGAGAAGACGUAAAUGUAUACGUGACUUAAUGAGUAUACAAGAUUUUGAUGCAUCAAGAGUGAAACUCACGUUAUUUUGAGUGAAAUAUGUUGUUAUCAAAUACAGUCCAAAAAUCGCUUUUGAUUACACAUCAAUGAAAUAUCGAAUUAAUGUUGAAAGUUUAAACAAAUUAUAACCAUACGAAAUUAUUUAUUUAAUAAAACAGUUAAAAAACUAUUAAAAAUGUCAAAAACAAUAUUGUGGCUAUUUUUCUCAUAUUUGACGCUCAGCUAUGCCAAUUAUUUUGGAUCUAAUGUAAAUAAUAAUAGCGAUCAAUGUUUUUGUAAAUUGAAAGGGUCCAUUGAUGAUUGUAGUUGUAGUGUUGAUACGGUAGAUUAUUUCAAUAAUAUGAAAAUAUAUCCAAGAUUACAAAGUCUUCUAGUAAGAGCUUAUUUUCGUUUUUUUAAAGUUAAUUUAAAAAAAGAAUGUCCAUUUUGGGCAGACGAUAGUAAAUGUGCAAUUAGAUAUUGCCAUGUUCAACCUUGUAAAGUUGAUGAUAUACCAGUAGGAUUAAAAGGAGAGCUGCCUACAAAUGGUCAUGCUCAUAAACGUCCAUUUGAAAAAUAUUUAGCUGAAGCACAGUUAGACGAUUGUGAGCAAACGGCGAGAGAUCACGAUCGAGAGCUUGGUUAUUUGAAUACAACAAUUAGUUCGGAAAAUUAUAAAGAAUUUGAACGAUGGCAACAGUACGAUGAUGCUCAAGAUAAUUUUUGUGUAAUGGAAACAAUGGAUGGUGAAUACGUUGAUCUUUUACUUAAUCCUGAACGAUAUACCGGUUAUAAGGGACCCAGUGCUCAUAGAAUAUGGAGAAGUAUUUAUAUGGAAAAUUGUUUUAGACCUGAUAAAUCACCACAUAAUUUUAUUCAGACAUCGAAAAUAAAUGGCAUGUGUUUAGAAAAACGAGCCUUUUAUCGAGCUAUAUCCGGAUUACAUGCAAGCAUAAAUAUUCACUUAUCUGCUAAGUAUUUAUUAUCUAGUCAGAAUUCCAUGGGUCUCGUCAAAAGUGACACAGAAUGGGGUCCUAAUUUGCAAGAAUUUAAGCGAAGAUUUUCUCCUGAAACCACAGGAGGUGAAGGACCUGGGUGGUUGAAUAAUUUAUACUUCUUGUAUUUACUGGAGUUGAGAGCUUUAGCUAAGGCAUCACCUUAUUUAGAAAGAGAAGAAUAUUAUACAGGCAAUGAAGUUGAAGAUGCUGAAACCAAAAUGGCAAUAAGAGACAUUCUUGCAGUUAUAAAGUCAUUUUCUGAUCAUUUUGAUGAGUCUGUUAUGUUUAACGGCGGGCUUCAGGCUCAAGCAUUGAAAGAAGAAUUUAGGCAACAUUUCAGAAAUAUAUCUCGUAUAAUGGAUUGUGUUGGAUGUGAUAAAUGCAAAUUAUGGGGAAAAUUGCAAACGCACGGUGUUGGAACUGCAUUGAAAAUAUUAUUCUCAGGAAAAUUUGAUAAAUGGUCUCCCACAUUAAAUAAUUUAAAUAAAAAACAUUUUUACCUUGACAGAACCGAAAUUGUUGCAUUAAUUAACGGUUUUGGAAGACUAUCAGAAAGUAUUUUCGAGCUUGAAAAAUUUCGUCAAAUGAUGAGAUAGUGUGAUUCAAGAUUGAAAAAAAAAAACCUUAUAAAACCAGUGUGCAAAUAUAACAUAGAAUAAUUUAUAGAUAUUAAUUUACAUCGAUUACGUAAACUUUUAAUUAACAAAAUUAUCGAUCCAAAUGAUAUUUUUAUUUUUUAAUAGCCAUGAUAUUAUGUGUGAAUAAUUGACUAUUCAGUAAUCCUUCUUAUCAUCUUAUCAUUAUCAAAUAUCAUCUUAAUAUUACUGUGUUAAUACUCCGGGAGGAUUUUUUCUCGGAAGGAUUUUUGCGUACACCCCAAACAGUUUAUCGCUUCCGUUUUUUAAAUAUUUAUAAACAAAUAUUUUACAAAUUGACUACUCAAUACUCUUGAGUACGAAUUUAUUUUUCUACGUACACUUACUAUUUCAUCAAUUUCUCAAAUAUAUACCUUAAAAAAGACGUAAAUAACGACUAAAUACAUAGAUAUUUCUCAUUUAAUAAUUUAUAACAGUUACAAUCCAAUUUUAUCUGUGAUAAAUGAUUUGCUUGUCCAUUUUUUUCUGGUGUAACAUAUUGUAU